This is a messenger RNA of Phacochoerus africanus (Common warthog), 2963 nucleotides long. RefSeq names its product malic enzyme 3 (gene ME3). NCBI's taxonomy places the organism in Eukaryota, Metazoa, Chordata, Mammalia, Artiodactyla, Suidae. The transcript has 15 exons. The coding region runs from base 173 to 2062 and encodes 629 amino acids. Gene Ontology annotation, molecular function: NAD binding; malate dehydrogenase (decarboxylating) (NAD+) activity; malate dehydrogenase (decarboxylating) (NADP+) activity. Gene Ontology annotation, cellular component: mitochondrion. Gene Ontology annotation, biological process: malate metabolic process; pyruvate metabolic process. The record is from RefSeq and is a predicted model, not a curated record.
GCGCGGUACAUUCAUUGGCAGGAGGGAAACGGCCCCGCAGCGCCUCGCCCCGCCUGCCCCGCAGCCGGGUCGCGUAGACAUCAGCUCCGGGCGCAGCACAGGUGGGCUGGGGAAGCCAGAGACCCAGGCGCGCCACCGCCACCGAUCGGGAUUGGAGGUCUGCGCAAGGACCAUGGGUGCGUCGCUGGGCAGCGGCGCGCGGGUGGCUCUCCUGCCCCGCCAGGCCUGCGGCGCCGUCCGGCGCUGGGCACCCCCCUCGCCCGCCCGAGGCUGCCACUCCAAGACGGGCCUGCCGCGUCCUGUGCCCCUGAAGAAGCGCGGAUACGAUGUCACCAGGAAUCCGCAUCUCAACAAGGGUAUGGCCUUUACACUUGAAGAAAGGCUGCAGCUUGGAAUCCAUGGCCUAAUCCCCCCCUGCUUCUUGAGCCAGGACGUCCAGCUCCUCCGGAUCAUGAGAUACUACGAGCGGCAGCAGAGUGACCUGGACAAGUACAUCAUUCUGAUGACCCUCCAAGACCGGAACGAGAAGCUCUUCUACCGAGUGCUGACGUCCGACGUGGAGAAAUUCAUGCCCAUCGUGUACACGCCCACCGUGGGGCUGGCCUGUCAGCACUACGGCCUGACCUUCCGCAGGCCCCGUGGGCUCUUUAUCACCAUUCAUGACAAGGGCCAUCUUCCAACAAUGCUGAACUCUUGGCCAGAAGAUGAUAUUAAGGCUGUGGUGGUGACCGAUGGGGAGCGCAUCCUGGGCCUGGGAGACCUGGGCUGCUAUGGCAUGGGCAUCCCCGUGGGCAAGCUGGCCCUGUACACGGCGUGUGGAGGUGUCAACCCUCGGCAGUGCCUCCCUGUCCUGCUGGACGUCGGUACCAACAACGAGGAGCUGCUCCGAGACCCCCUGUACAUCGGCCUGAAGCACCGGCGCGUGCGCGGCCAGGAUUACGACGACCUUCUGGACGAGUUCAUGCAGGCUGUGACGGACAAGUUUGGAAUAAAUUGCCUCAUUCAGUUUGAAGACUUUGCCAACGCCAAUGCCUUCCGCCUUCUCAACAAAUACCGCAACAAAUACUGCAUGUUCAACGAUGACAUCCAAGGCACAGCCUCCGUCGCCGUGGCAGGGAUCCUGGCUGCUCUGCGAAUCACCAAGAACAAGCUUUCCAACCACGUGUUUGUUUUCCAAGGUGCCGGUGAGGCAGCCAUGGGCAUCGCCCACCUCCUUGUCAUGGCCCUAGAGAAAGAAGGUGUACCCAAGGCAGAGGCCACAAGGAAGAUCUGGAUGGUGGACUCCAGAGGGCUCAUUGUCAAGGGGAGGAGCCACCUGAACCAUGAGAAGGAGAUGUUUGCCCAGGACCAUCCUGAAGUGAGCUCCCUCGAGGAGGUGGUGAGGCUGGUGAAGCCCACGGCCAUCAUAGGUGUUGCCGCCAUCGCAGGAGCCUUCACGGAGCAGAUUCUGAGGGACAUGGCCUCCUUCCACGAGCGCCCUAUCAUCUUUGCCCUGAGCAACCCCACCAGCAAGGCCGAGUGCACGGCUGAGAAGUGCUACCGGGUCACCGAGGGCCGAGGGAUCUUUGCCAGUGGAAGUCCUUUUAAAAGCGUGACCCUGGAAGAUGGCAGGACCUUCAUUCCCGGGCAGGGAAACAACGCCUACGUGUUCCCCGGAGUGGCUCUGGGCGUCAUCGCUGGCGGGAUCCGGCACAUCCCAGACGAGAUCUUCCUCUUGACAGCAGAGCAAAUUGCCCAAGAGGUCUCGGAGCAGCAUCUGUCACAGGGGAGACUGUACCCACCGCUCAGCACCAUCCGAGACGUGUCUCUGAGAAUCGCCAUCAAACCUCUCAUACAAAGUCCUAGAACUCAGCAAGUGUCAUUUAAUCUAGAGGAUGCUGUGUUGGCACCCCCCCAGAUCCUUCUAGAGGUGUGGAACACUCCUUCCUCCAGCUGCCAGUAUUAUCUGCUGAAGGCUCACAGCUGCAUCCCUCCCUUGGAGUUGCACUUGACUGAAGGAAAAUGCUUCAUCCAGGGUUAUGCCCUCAUCUCCAGGGACAGCCUGCAUCCAAUGACCGGCUGACUCCAAAGUCCAACCCCCUUGCUACGACUGCGGACUUCUCUAAAAGGCCAUCUCAGCUUCAGAGCUCCCUGGGACAUUGGCUAAGGCCACGGUUGCAACUGUAUGUAUGACUGUUAAAUUUGUGCAGUGUCCUGGUUCUCCGGCUCCCUCACAAGUGUUGAUGAUUCCCUGGUAAGCCUCCAAAUGCAAAUCUCAGAUUCAGUACCUGAAUCUGAGAUUUGCAACAUGAGGAAACUAGCCAGGCUCCUCAAUUUUCCAGUCUGUUGCACCCGCUCCACAUGACCAUCAAACCCUUACUGUGUUGGUUGUUUUUUUGUUUGUUUGUUUGUUUUCCCCUCAGUAGAGACCCUCUGCAAGAACCAAGCCUGAUCUUCAGUCCAGGUCCAGAAUCAGUAAAUGCCCCCAGCAAACAAAAUGGCCAUUCACUCGCCUCAGGAGAGCCCCCUCCUCUCUGGGAUUCCUAUUCACCUAGUCCUUGCUGCUUUCACAGCUCUCACAUGUCUUUAAACAUGUGAUCUUUGUAAUUUAUCCCUAUUUUUCUGAUUGUGGCAGGGAGAGUGUUGGACUGCCAGGACCUACUAUAUCCUAUCUAGAAGUGGAAGUCUCUAGAUUUUCAAAAUUUCAAAUAAUACUAUUAACUUUUUUCUAACUGAAUUGUAGGCAGAAAUUACUCAAAUAUUUUAAAACUUGAUUAAAUUAUGUAUGAUCUAAUAUAUAAUCAAAUUUAAUAAAAUAUUUAAUGCACUCUUAAAAAGUAUAUGUAUUCUCACUGUUGGAUGCAAUGCCUCUUAUAGUUCACGGGAUCAGGGCUUGUUAUUUGUUUUGUUCAAAUCUGUAUCCUUACUGAUUUUUGUCUACUCGAUUUUUGAAAUAUAGUAAAAUUUCCUAUCACUGUGGUAAA